Trichomonas vaginalis G3 is the source of this 312-nucleotide messenger RNA. RefSeq lists its product as uncharacterized. The transcript has a single exon. Lineage: Eukaryota; Parabasalia; Trichomonadida; Trichomonadidae. The coding region runs from base 1 to 312 and encodes 103 amino acids. The record is from RefSeq and is a predicted model, not a curated record.
AUGUCCGAACAAGCACCGAAGCCAAACUCAAUGGCAGAUGUCCUUUCAAGGUUGCCAGACAAGCGCCCAGUUCAAAUUCAAAUUGCCCAAUUGAACGCUCAUCUGUCAAACACCAUUAAGACUCUCCAAAGUAGUCUUAUGGAAGAGAUAACCAAUCUCAAAGUCGAAGUCCUCACGAACCAAGCUUCCAAUAAGAAAGUCCUGAACGAUUUCGCGGAAACCUUGCGCCAAUACAACAUAGAGAACCAAAACCUUGCCAGACUCAUCUACCGUUUCUUCGAAGAGAUAGACACCAUCUGGAAGGUACUCUGA